AUGCGCGCGACACUCAUCCGUAGGGCAGGACUGCCAUCCUUCCCGGGCCUUAACCGACCCAACUCUGUGCCUCACUGGCAGCGACUCCACCAGAACCACGAUGGUGUGCGUCAAUGGGACAAGGGCCCACGUGCCAAGUACAUGCUCUACCCAUACUACGCCCUGCUCAUCUCCUGCACUGCUGCCACCCAGUACAUGAUGAUCCGCAUGGUCCUCGGACACAAGACCUGGUUCGGUGCGAAAUAA
This is a messenger RNA of Dissoconium aciculare CBS 342.82, 246 nucleotides long. RefSeq lists its product as uncharacterized. The record is from RefSeq and is a predicted model, not a curated record. Lineage: Eukaryota; Fungi; Ascomycota; Dothideomycetes; Mycosphaerellales; Dissoconiaceae. The transcript is spliced from 4 exons. Bases 1 to 246 code for a protein of 81 amino acids.